GUUUAAUUAAGCUUUACGGCGUAUACAAGAAGUUUCCCAACAUAUUAACAAGCUAAUAAAGUAGAUAAAUUCAGCAAACAUGUCAUUAAUUCAUCAAUAUAUUAUCGAAUUCAACAAAUUAGUAAGCAGCACAAACUUUAUGUCCUCUGCAAAUGAUGUAGCUAUCAAGAAUAAGCUAUUUCUAAUUCAACAAAACAUAAAUGAAGACGUAGAUUUCAAUUCUUUUGAAUCUUACAAUUUGAUAUCCAAUAUCUACAAUAUACUGAACCAGACAAGUGAUAAUAAAUCGCCAGUUGUCGCCAAUUGUAUAGAUCUUCUCCAGAUAUCAAUAAAUUCAAGGAACAAAUCUAUAAUGAAAAUCAUCCAGGACAUAAACUUCCUUCCAGCAACAACUAAACUUUUGUGGUUCGUGAAUGAUUGUUGUGACAGCCUGAUCAAGCUCUUAACUCUAAUUAAGAACAUAAUUAAGUUCAAUUAUGAACUGGAUGAGCACAAUUUAAAAGUAUUUGUAGAAUCAUUGCGUGAUCUUACCGAGAAUUUCAAUGAUAAAAGAGUCUCAAAACUGUCGAUGCACAUUUUAGUAAAUCUAGCUAUGCACAACGAAAGUGCCAAAUAUCUAAUUAGCAAAAGCAUCAAGAUUACAGAUGUUGAAAAUAAGCUGGAUAAGGGUGAUGAUCUGAUUUCUGCAAAGUUCUUAAUCAUCGUAUUGGAAGAAUUCAAUGCAAAAGAAAUCAUUCCAUUAAUUAAAUUAAGCUUGAAGAGCAUCAAGGAAGCGCUGCCCUUGCUAGAUUCGGAUCCUGUUGUUCACAGCAUAGACAUAUUCAAAUAUGUCAAGAAGCUGUGUAAAAGUGAAGUUAAUUUGACAGAAAUGGAAGAUUUAAUGGGAAUUCUUGAAGAACUUAAUCAAAAAAUGAUCAAUCAUUUCGGCAAUGACACAUCCAGCGAGCUCAAAAGGGAAUUUAUAGAGAAUAUAUUUGAUUUUUAUAGCCAACUCCUUAAUUUUGACAAUAAUUUAGCUCAUCAUUUUGUAAACUUGACACUUAACAUUUUUGAACAUCCACAUUAUACAAGAUCUGCUUGCGGACUUAAAUUCCUGUCCAAUUUUAUAACAUACGGCGGAACAUUUGAUUCUAUGGACAGGACUGUCGAGUCAAUCAUUGAUUAUUAUAAUAAUAACUGCGAUAUUAGUCCAAAAGUAAUUGGAAAUAGUGAGAAAUUUGAGUUUCUCAAAUUCCUUAAAAUUCUGCAUCAGAACAGCAAGCUUAAUAAAACUCAUUUGAAACCAGCUUUCGAGUAUAUGGAAAAUAUUCUCAGCAUAUUUGACAGCAUGACGACUGAAAACAUCAACGAGGAUGCUAUUUUACUUCUUGUAUAUUCCCUUCAAACACUUAAUGUGCUAUCGAAAGAUUCCAGCUUAUUUAGAGACUUCUUAGACAAAUUAUUCGAUCAAAGUAUAAUCCCAUACGUUGUAGCCAAAGCAUACAUGCUGAAGAAUGAAGAAAUUCUCACGAUUCUCUUUAGUUUGACUUCGAUGGAGAAAUUUCCAAAUACUAAAGUCGCACAGCUUUUAUCCAAAAAUGUUUAUGGCAAUCAUGAUCAAGUGACAUAUAAAGAAGUCAAUAAUCGACCAGAAUCUAAAUUCUCAUCCAAAUACAUCACAAGACAUUUGUUGGACGACUUAGACGGUCUUAUUAAGAGAAUUAAUCAAAAAUUAGACAAUAAUGACUAUAAUGGAUUAAAGGCAUCUGAUGUGAUCUCAUUGUAUCGUCAAAAGAACAAUUAUCUGCAAGAUCAUUUGACGACAAUAAGUGAUUCUCUCAACACAUAUGCCGAUCUGUAUAAUAAGGCACAACAACAAAAUUGUAUAUUAAGGAGAUUAGGAGAUAAGCAGGAAGUUGUUAAUUGGAGCAUGCAACUUGACAUUGAAAAUGCCAUGAAAGUUAAUCUUAAAUUGGAAUCAGAAAAUUUGCAUCUGGGACACACAAUUGAAUCCUUUAGAAACAAGGUUGAAAAGGAAAGCUCGAAAACUUCUCAGCUAUCUAAACAGAUCGCUAUUAAGAACAAGGAAAUUGAGAAGUUCAGAGUAGAAAAGGCAGCAAUGGAGACAGAAAAGCAAAAGUUCAGACAUGCACAGAAGGAAAAUGAAACCCGCAUACAACAAUUGAAGCAAAGUUUAGAGGAAGAAAAGAGCUUGCGAGAAUCGCAAGUGUCAAGUGCACUAGCUGAACAAAAAAGAGUCACAAAAAGUGCUGAAAAGGAACAAGCUAAGUUACAGGAAGUGAUCAAAUUAAAUGAAAAUGAAAUAAUACAGAAGCAAAAAAGAAUAUCGGAAUUAGAGACGGAACUGAAGGAAGCUGAAAAGAUACAGACAUCAAUUUUAUCUCUUAUGCAAAAAAGCAAGCGAACUUAAUGAAUAUUUUAAUGAUUCUGCUUAGUUUUCAGUCAAAUAAAAAUUGUUUAUUUAAGAUUUUUA
Molecule: messenger RNA, 2473 nt
Organism: Chironomus riparius
Lineage: Eukaryota; Metazoa; Arthropoda; Insecta; Diptera; Chironomidae
Source: the annotation of a GenBank genome assembly